Messenger RNA from Arabis nemorensis, 2331 nucleotides. Lineage: Eukaryota; Viridiplantae; Streptophyta; Magnoliopsida; Brassicales; Brassicaceae. The record is from the annotation of a GenBank genome assembly.
AUGCAGAGACCACCUCCUGAAGAUUUCUCCUUGAAGGAGACAAAACCAUUUCUCGGUGGAGGCAAAAUCACCGGAGAUAAGCUCACGACCACCUAUGACCUUGUCGAGCAAAUGCAGUAUCUCUAUAUUCGUGUCGUAAAGGCCAAAGAUUUACCAGGUAAAGACUUAACCGGUAGCUGUGAUCCUUACGUUGAAGUGAAGCUUGGUAACUACAAAGGUACAACAAGACAUUUCGAGAAGAAAUCGAAUCCUGAAUGGAAUCAAGUUUUCGCCUUUUCUAAAGAUAGGCUUCAAGCUUCUUUCCUUGAAGCUACUGUGAAAGAUAAAGAUGUUGUUAAAGAUGAUUUGAUUGGUCGUGUUGUGUUUGAUUUGAAUGAGAUUCCUAAGAGAGUACCUCCUGAUAGUCCUUUAGCUCCACAAUGGUAUAGAUUAGAAGAUAGGAAAGGGGAAAAAGUUAGAGGAGAGCUUAUGUUAGCUGUUUGGUUUGGUACUCAAGCUGAUGAAGCUUUCCCUGAAGCUUGGCAUUCAGAUGCUGCAACUGUUAGUGGAACCGAUGCUUUAGCUAAUAUCAGGUCUAAGGUUUAUCUGUCUCCUAAGCUUUGGUAUCUUAGGGUAAACGUUAUCGAAGCUCAGGAUUUGAUACCGAGCGAUAAAGGAAGAUAUCCUGAGGUUUAUGUGAAGGUGAUAAUGGGGACUCAAGCAUUGAGGACUAGAGUGUCACAAAGCAGGAGUCCUAACCCAAUGUGGAAUGAGGAUUUGAUGUUUGUUGUAGCUGAGCCGUUUGAAGAGCCUUUGAUUCUAAGCGUGGAAGAUCGAGUUGCGCCGAAUAAAGAUGAGGUCUUGGGGAGAUGCGCGGUUCCGUUGCAGUAUUUGGACAGGAGGUUUGAUUAUAAACCAGUGAACAGCAGGUGGUUUAACCUCGAGAAGCAUGUUAUCUUGGAAGGAGGAGAGAAGAAAGAGAUCAAAUUCGCCAGCAAGAUUCACAUGAGGAUUUGUUUGGAAGGCGGGUAUCAUGUGCUCGAUGAAUCUACUCAUUACAGUAGUGAUCUUAGACCAACUGCAAAGCAACUGUGGAAGCCUAACAUCGGUGUGCUUGAGCUAGGGAUCCUGAAUGCGACGGGUUUAAUGCCUAUGAAAGCUAAAGAAGGUAGGGGAACCACGGAUGCGUAUUGUGUGGCAAAGUAUGGGCAGAAAUGGAUUAGAACUCGGACAAUCAUUGAUAGCUUUACCCCGAGAUGGAACGAGCAAUAUACUUGGGAGGUUUUUGAUCCGUGUACUGUUCUUACUGUUGGUGUGUUUGAUAACUGCCAUCUACACGGUGCUGACAAGAACAAUGGAGGAGGAGGAAAAGAUUCAAGAAUUGGGAAGGUAAGGAUAAGGCUCUCUACUCUCGAGACUGAUCGAGUCUACACACAUUCAUAUCCUCUUUUGGUGUUACAUCCUAGUGGAGUCAAGAAAAUGGGAGAGAUUCACUUAGCUGUGAGGUUUACUUGCUCUUCAUUGCUCAACAUGAUGUACAUGUAUUCGCUACCUCUCUUACCAAAGAUGCAUUACCUUCACCCUCUCACUGUUAGCCAGCUCGAUAACUUGAGGCAUCAAGCGACUCAGAUUGUGUCAACGAGGCUGACCCGAGCAGAACCACCGCUGAGGAAAGAAGUUGUUGAGUACAUGCUUGAUGUGGGUUCUCACAUGUGGAGUAUGCGUAGAAGCAAGGCGAAUUUCUUCAGGAUAAUGGGAGUUUUGAGCGGGUUAAUCGCGGUAGGGAAAUGGUUUGAACAGAUCUGCGUAUGGAAGAAUCCGAUAACAACUGUUUUAAUCCACGUUUUGUUCAUCAUCCUUGUUGUCUAUCCCGAACUCAUCUUACCCACCAUUUUCCUCUACCUCUUCUUGAUUGGAGUUUGGUACUACCGCUGGAGGCCGAGGCAUCCUCCACACAUGGACACACGUCUCUCACACGCUGACUCAGCUCACCCAGAUGAGCUCGACGAGGAGUUCGACACUUUCCCUACUUCCCGACCAGCAGACAUCGUCAGGAUGAGAUACGACAGGCUAAGGAGUAUUGCAGGGAGGAUUCAGACAGUGGUCGGUGAUCUUGCAACUCAAGGAGAGAGAUUCCAAUCGUUGCUAAGCUGGCGUGAUCCGCGUGCUACUGCUCUCUUCGUCUUGUUCUGUUUGAUAGCUGCAGUGAUUCUCUAUGUAACUCCCUUUCAGGUCGUGGCUCUUCUCAUUGGCUUGUAUGUGCUUAGACACCCGAGGCUCCGAUACAGGCUCCCAUCUGUUCCACUCAACUUCUUCAGGAGGCUUCCGGCAAGGACUGAUUGCAUGCUCUGA